CCUGCUGCCCAGAGCCCCAUGAAGCUGAUAGCCCUGCAGCUGCUGCUCUGGCACAGUGCACUCUGGACGGUGCAAGAGGCCACCCCGCUGGCCCCUGCUGGCUCCCUGCCCCCGGGCUUCCUGCUUAAGUGCUUAGAACAAGUGAGAAAGAUCCAGGCUGAUGGCGCUGCGCUGCAGGAGAGGCUGUGCACCACCCACAAGCUGUGCCACCCUGAGGAGCUGGUGCUGCUCGGACACUCUCUGGGCAUCCCCCAGGCUCCCCUGAGCAGCUGCUCCAGCCAGGCCCUGCAGCUGACGGGCUGCCUGAGCCAAUUCCACAGUGGCCUCGUCCUCUACCAGGGCCUCCUGCGGGCCCUGGCAGGGAUCUCCCCGGAGUCAGCCCCCACCUUGGACACGCUGCAGCUGGAUGUCGCUGACUUUGCCACCUACAUCUGGCAGCAGAUGGAAGACCUGGGGUUGGCCCCUGCUGUGCAGCCCACCCAGGGCACCCUGCCCACCUUCACCUCUGCCUUCCAGCGCCGGGCAGGAGGUGUCCUGGUGGCCUCCAACCUGCAGAGCUUCCUGGAGCCGGCAUACCGUGUUCUGCGUCACCUUGCCAAGCCCUGAGCAAAACCUUCCCCAUCCACUGUAUUUAUCUCUAUUUAAUAUUUAUACUUAUUUAAAUCAAAUAUUUAAAGCCAGGGAAGAGUGGAAAGGAAUCCCAGACUUCUGGGUCCUUUCCUCUACCUCUCAGUUUCAUUCUCCUGCCUGUAGCAGGGAGAGAGCUCCUGCCUUCCUGUCCCCUGGACCGGGAGGUAGAUAGGUAAAUACCAAGUAUUAAUUCUUGUGGUGGUCACAGAGAAGAGCCGUAGUGACCCCCUCCCCCAAGGGUACCCACCUUGGGGCCCUUGGAGGCAUCAGGAAGUCUCCCGCGUGGGAGACGAGACAGCCCUGUUUAAUAUUUAAACAGCCGUGUUCCCCACCUGGGCCCUCGGCACCUUGCUCUGGCCUCGGGCCGGCCUGCGCACACCCGUAGGCCAGGCCUUGCUUCUCCUCAUGCCCCUUCCCCACAGGCAUUAAGCCCAGCAGAGGCAGCCGGAGCUGGGACACUUGACCCUGGGGUCCCAUGAGUUUGCUGGGAAAUCUAAUUUUCCUUUUUAUAAGAAUUUAAAUUUUCCUUUUUAAGACUAUUUUCAGGCGUGUGUUGACUCCCCGCAUGGGGAGUGCAGGCAUUACUCAUUUUUCUGGAUGGUCUCUAGAGACUCCGACAGGCUGCUGACGCCAGCCCAUCCCCACCAGGGUCAGUAUUCUGGCUCCUCUUAGGGGUGGGCAGAUAGUCAGGUAUCAGCCUUGCUAGGUAGGAAUGGGGACUGGGUCUGGGGGAGGGCAAAGGUGAGGGGAAUUAUGUGAAGGGUUGUGUGGGAGGGAAACUCAGCUGUUCGCCCUCCCGCUCUGCCCCUACUUACUCACUGUAGCCAAACUUCACAACAAUAAAAUGUUUGCCUCCAGUAAACGUCUCUUCCUCC
This is a messenger RNA of Manis pentadactyla (Chinese pangolin), 1505 nucleotides long. It is a transcript of the gene CSF3, whose product is annotated as colony stimulating factor 3. Gene Ontology annotation, cellular component: extracellular region. Gene Ontology annotation, molecular function: growth factor activity; cytokine activity. NCBI's taxonomy places the organism in Eukaryota, Metazoa, Chordata, Mammalia, Pholidota, Manidae. The record is from RefSeq and is a predicted model, not a curated record. Gene Ontology annotation, biological process: positive regulation of myeloid cell differentiation; immune response; positive regulation of cell population proliferation. The transcript is spliced from 5 exons. Bases 19 to 606 code for a protein of 195 amino acids.